GAGCGCCACCUGUUUAUAGUAAGGAAUGCCCUAGACAGACGAGUACCGUUGCAUCUGUGAUUCUCAAAAUCAAACUGAUCUCUCAGAAAGUCACUAACGUGAUCGGAGAACUAUGGCGAUGCGAAUGGCCAUUUCGCGCUAUGGAGCCUUCCGUUCGAUGGAAAGCUAUUGGCGAUCAUCCGGUUCAAGUGUUCGAUGCCUAAGCGAUGGCAAGGGCCGUGUGCUCAGCGAAGAGGAGCGUGCCCAGGAAGCUGUGUAUAUUAAGAAAAUGGAGAAGGAAAAAAUGGAGAAGUUGAAGAAGGCGGGAGAGCUGGAGAAGCCUGAGAAGGAGAAAACAGAUAAGGUUGGAGAGGAUCAAAAAAGAUGAACUGGUUGUCUGUUUUGGUCGGCUGAAGUCGUUGGUUUCUCACAUCUGAAGAAAUAAAUGUAAGCAGAUUUCGGUGUACCUUUGGUUCUUGUAUGGAAACCAUAUUGUGUUUCUGUGUUUUUGCACACUGCUUGCUUGCCUGCUUUGCCUUGUUUUAUUUCUUCUAUAGUUUUACGCGCGAUUUUGUUGUCGAAAUCUGCAUCAAUUCAAUUUUAUUUUAGUUGA
Messenger RNA from Andrographis paniculata, 592 nucleotides. RefSeq lists its product as uncharacterized. Bases 113 to 367 code for a protein of 84 amino acids. The transcript has 3 exons. NCBI's taxonomy places the organism in Eukaryota, Viridiplantae, Streptophyta, Magnoliopsida, Lamiales, Acanthaceae. The record is from RefSeq and is a predicted model, not a curated record.